Arabis nemorensis is the source of this 987-nucleotide messenger RNA. NCBI's taxonomy places the organism in Eukaryota, Viridiplantae, Streptophyta, Magnoliopsida, Brassicales, Brassicaceae. The record is from the annotation of a GenBank genome assembly.
AUGUCUGUAGUCACUAACAAGCUUCGUUCUCCGGUUAAACCGAUGGUUGAACCACGAGCUAUCCUCUGUUCUACCGGGAACAGAUUCAGGGUUUCGAAAACAGAGAUAACCAAGAAGAAACUGCUUCCAGGAGUUACGAAAUCCCUGGCGGAUUCCUCCGUGACGAGCAAUUUCUCAGCUUCGACUGAUGACUAUUCAUCUUCUUCUUCUUCAUCGGAACGUUCGUCGUCGGUGAAAACGACAAACUCUGGGAAAUUUACUCCGUCGAAACGUAACGGAUUAACGAAGGUUAGUAAUGUCGUCGACGUCGCCGGCGUUGUAGACAAUUCUCCUGAAAUUCCGGGACCGGUUAAGAGAUGCCACUGGAUCACACCUAAUUCAGAUCUGAUCUACGUGUUGUUCCAUGACAAGGAGUGGGGAGUUCCAGUUCGUGAAGACAAGAAACUCUUUGAGCUGCUUGUGUUCUCACAAGCAUUGGCUGAGUUUAGCUGGCCUUCAAUUCUUCAUAAAAGAGAGGCCUUUAGGAAGCUAUUUGAAGAUUUUGAUCCAUCAGCUAUAGCACAAUUCACAGAGAAGAGGUUGAUGUCUCUUAGAGUAAAUGGGUGUCUCAUUUUAUCCGAACAGAAACUGCGAGCAAUCGUAGAGAACGCGAAAUCGGUUCUCAAGGUCAAGCAAGAAUUUGGGUCAUUCAGCAACUACUGUUGGAGAUUUGUGAACCACAAGCCAUUAAGAAAUGGGUACCGUUAUGGUCGUCAAGUACCGGUUAAGUCGCCAAAGGCAGAGUACAUUAGCAAAGAUAUGAUGCAGAGAGGGUUUCGCUGCGUUGGUCCUACUGUUAUUUAUUCAUUCUUGCAGGUCUCUGGUAUAGUGAAUGAUCAUCUCACAGCUUGCUUCAGAUACCAAGAAUGUAAUCUUGAGACUGAGAACGAACCGAAAAGCCCAAAGGCCGAGACCGAACUGGAUCUUCAUUCUCCAUUACUUGUUUGA